AUGAGCCUAACGUGGUGUUUCUCUUUCCUUUCUUUAUUAGGGUCAAAACAAUAUACAGUGACCAAAAUCAUCUGUGGAGGAGACCAUAGUUUCUUAUUGUAUUCAAAUGAACAGAGUUUUGUCCCCCCAGAAGACUUCAGAGUGAUUAAUGUCAGUAAAUCACUCUCCCCAAUCAACUAUGAAAGAUUAAAUUCAUGGAGGUUAAAGCUGAUGUACAGCCCAGAUUCUAGUGUCACAAAUGACAUUGUAAUUCAUCUCUCCUCCACGGCUUGUUGGAACGCCAGCUUCUUGGACCAAAGUGAUGAUACCCACUUCAAAACCAACCCAAAGAUCCCAGGCAUCGACCUCAACGCUGUCAGAGUGCUGUUUGAGACGCUCAGCAAACCGGCCUUCUCUGGACUGCUGGAGCAGGCCAGCAAGAGUUUUGAGAGUCUGUUGAUCCCUCAGCUGCCACGCUCCCCUCCUGACGUCGAGGCCAUGAGGAUCUACCUCAUCUUGUCUGAGUACCCGGCACUGCUGGACUCCAAGAACUACAUCCGCCUCACUAUUCCCCUGGCAAUGGCCAUCCUCCGGCUAGACGCCAACCCCAGCAAAGUACUGGAUAACUGGUGGUGUAUUGUAGACGGCAGUGUGUUCACCAGAAUGGUCGACAUGUACAAGAGCAUCGUUGUGUUUAUGCUAACGGGAGGCAAGACGCUGCUCGUACCAGUGUUCUAUGAGAAUUAUUUUGUUGCCACGCUGAGGCUGCUGGAGAAACUCCACAAGGUAAACUUAAAGGCGGGCCAUGUGGAGUACCACCGCUUUUAUAUCCCUGACAUCACCAGCCUGGUGGACAUCCAGGAAGACUACCUCAAAUGGUUUCUGAGUAAAGCUGAGAUUAAAGUGGGAUCAUCCUCCCCUGCGCAGAGUGACUUUCCCUCAGUGAACCUAUGUGCCUACCCAUUCAUACUGAACGCUCAAGCCAAGACCACUAUGCUGCAAACAGAUGCUGAACUGCAAAUGCAGAUGGCAGUCAGUGGUGCAAACCUGCACAAUGUCUUUAUGCUGCUCACACUGGAACCCCACCUUGCUAGGAACCCUUACUUGGUGCUCCAUGUGCGCAGGAACCAUUUAGUAAGUGACACACUACGUGAGCUCACCAUGUACUCUGAUGUGGACCUCAAGAAACCGCUCAAGGUGAUCUUUGAUGGAGAGGAGGCCGUAGAUGCAGGUGGAGUAACUAAAGAGUUCUUCCUGCUGCUGUUAAAGGAGCUAUUGGAUCCUGUAUAUGGGAUGUUCACUCAUUACAAUGAGUCCAACCUGCUGUGGUUCUCAGACAAAUGUUUCGUUGAGCAGAACUGGUUUCACCUGAUUGGGAUCAUCUGCGGUCUGGCCAUCUACAACUCCACAGUGGUGGACCUCCACUUCCCUCUGGUUCUCUACAAGAAGCUGCUUGAUGUCUCACCGACACUGGAGGACUUCAAGGAGCUCUCACCCACAGAGGCCAGGAGUCUACAACAACUUCUAGACUAUGAAGGAGGCGAUGUGGAGGAGACGUUUCUCCUCAACUUUGCUAUCACGAGGGAGAACUAUGGGAUAACAGAAGUCAAGGAGCUCAUUCCUGGUGGAGAGAGCGUCAGUGUGGACAAAAACAACAGGAAGGAGUUUGUGGAGGCCUACCUGCGCUACGUGUUCUCAGACUCGGUGAGCGAGCAGUACUCGGCCUUCUCCUCCGGCUUCCUGAAGGUGUGCGGGGGGGAGAUCCUGUCGCUGUUCCAGCCCUCUGAGCUGAUGGCCAUGGUGGUCGGCAACAACGACUACAACUGGGAGGAGAUGGAGAAGGCCCUGAAUGGCCAGGCUCCUGGCUGCAUGUGUGAUUUGUUAACUCCCUACAAGCCAGACCGAUGCCUGAGAUCCUCUGGCAAGGCUCAACUAAUGGUUCCAAAGUCUCGCCUUGUCACUAAAGGACCUGGACCUGCUGUGGUAAAUGGAACUGUAUAUUCUGCUGUCUGCCAAAAAAUCCUGAAGGACAAUGUCCGGCCAUCUGUUCAUGACCUCAAGCUGAAGCGCACCUGGGUUCUGCAGCAGGACAAUAAUCCAAAACACACCAGCAAAUCCACCUCUGAAUGUCUUAAGAACAAAAUGAAGACUUUGGAGUCUGAGACUUUGGAAAGUCCUGACCUGAAUCCGAUUGAGAUGCUGUGGCAUGAAAAAAGAGGUUGA
Molecule: messenger RNA, 2202 nt
Organism: Micropterus salmoides (largemouth bass)
Lineage: Eukaryota; Metazoa; Chordata; Actinopteri; Centrarchiformes; Centrarchidae
Product: probable E3 ubiquitin-protein ligase HERC3
Exons: 18
Coding region: 1-2202 (733 amino acids)
Biological process (GO): ubiquitin-dependent protein catabolic process; protein ubiquitination
Cellular component (GO): cytosol
Molecular function (GO): nucleic acid binding; ubiquitin protein ligase activity
Source: RefSeq, a predicted model, not a curated record